Molecule: messenger RNA, 2074 nt
Organism: Thunnus maccoyii (southern bluefin tuna)
Lineage: Eukaryota; Metazoa; Chordata; Actinopteri; Scombriformes; Scombridae
Product: interferon gamma-like
Exons: 4
Coding region: 191-760 (189 amino acids)
Biological process (GO): immune response
Cellular component (GO): extracellular region
Molecular function (GO): type II interferon receptor binding
Source: RefSeq, a predicted model, not a curated record
GCAAGAAACACACGACUGUCAGUCAGCCAGUCAGACAGACUAUCAGACAGGUCUUUGGUGAGCCUGUCUCCGUUUUUGGCAUCGCUCCAACAGGGAUUGAAAUCCGACAGUCACACCGGGCCCGGACAGGCUUAGGAAUUGAACCGGCGACUACAGUGCAGGUGUAUUACGAGCAUCAGGUGUUGAGACCAUGGUAACCACAUCGAGGGCAGUGGUCUGUCUGUUUGUCUGGCUGUCUGUUUGUCAGGUCAGAGGCGCUUACAUCUCCGAGAAGAUGAAUGAAACCAUCCGGAACCUCCUGCAGUACUAUAACAUUUCCAAUGUUCAGAGGUUUGACGGGAAUCCUGUCUUCUCCAAAGAACUGAUUGGAGGCGUGGAGGAAAAUAUGGUGUUAAUGGGUGGUGUUUUGGACACCUAUGAAAAGCUGUUUCAUCACAUGUUGAAGAAUCUGCCAACCCCAAGUCCCCAGCUAGCCACCUCUGGUACUGCCAGUAAUGCCGAGAAAGGAGCAGACAGCGAUGUCAAGACGGCGCUAGAAUACCUCUUGAAAAUGGUCGGAGACCUGAAGAAAUCCCAUUACCAAAAGCAGGGGAUGCUUCUGAAGAGACUGCAUGAGAUCAGUCACAUCAAGAUGGAACAACGGGUCAUCCAGAGCAAAGCAUUGGGGGAGCUGACGUGGUUUUUUGAGGUGGCGCACUCACUGCAGCACAAGAGGAAGCGACGGCACGCACGGAGGGUCAAAACAUACCGGAGAGCCUGAGACUUCCACAGUGACAUCAAUGAUGACAAAAACAGUAAAACAACAAUGCAUAAUAUGUUAUGAAAAUUGAUCAAAUAACAUCAUGAGAAACAGUAUAUCAAAAAUAUUCUAACUGCAACCAAUGUGCCUAUUUUUAAAAACAAUUUUGUGAGAGUAAAUUAUUAAGUAAUUAUUUAAUAGAUUAUAAAAUGUUUAUUAAUAUGUAACAGUGAACCAGCAGCCUAAGCCUAGUAAAUAUUGUAGUUUUGCUAAAUUUAUAUAUUAUUUAAGGAAGUUUGGUGCUCAAUACUUGAAAACAGCCUUGUGGUUUGAUCCUGUAAAUGUUCAUCACUACAGGAUCCAGAGAGCUAAUUACAUGGAGUUUAACUUACUUUAUCAAUAUCACAAUUUCUAUUUGUUUAUAAACUGCAGAUGAUGUAAUGCAGAUGAUUUAAUGCUCAGAAAAUCUACUAGAUACAAAAUUUUGAUUUACAAAAAUCAAGUUAGUUAUAAUAAUUAUUUUAGGUAAAUCAAGUGUUUUUUUUUCUUUUUUAGUAUUUAUCAAAUGCACAACAAAAAAUAAUCAACAAAGAGGGAAAAGGAUCAGCUACUGCAAGGCAAAAAUUUUGAUAUUUAUUUAAUUUUUCUUAUGAAAUUCCUCCUCAAUGCGCUCUGAUUGGAUGGUGGUGGAGAGGUGGGUGGUGCCAGACUGACAGGCUCCUGUCAGUCUGUGAAAUGUCUGAAAACUUGUUUGAAAACCACCAUGUCUGUAUGUGAAUUUCUCAGAUGCUAAUUGUGUUUUACAUGGAAUAUCAAUUGUGAAAUCUGCACAUGUGAGAUACCUGAAAAUCACAUAUGCAUGCAACAUAUGUAUCACAUGUGAAAUGUUCAAAAACCACAAGUGCCUUGAUGUGAAAUUGCUCAUGGGAUAAACAUGUGAAAUAUGUUAUACACAUGGCAAAUUCCCAUAUACAUGUACAUCAAGAGAAUUCAAAUCUCUCUGAUUCGAUAUUUUUUUUACUGCAAAACUCACUUUCUCUUGGAAAGUUUGCAGUCACUGCAGAAACUGCCCACCAACUUCUCCACUGUACCGCCUAAACAAAGUGAUGAUAAUGUUUACAGUACACACAAAGUACACCAUACUUCAAUGUACUUCAAGUCCAAGUACUUCACUGUAGUACAUUUACUCUGUUGCUGAGGUUCAAGUACUACUGCUCAGGGGAUUUUAUAUUCUACUGACAUUUAAUGAGUUUAUAUAUUUAUUUUUGUAUUUAAAGUGUUAAUUUAAUACUGGAAUUAUAUUGUUGUAACUGAUUGUUAUUUAUUAUGUAUUUA